CGCGCUCCUCCCGCUCGCGAUAGAUGAAUACACAGACCCUCGAGCGCGCAGCACAUUCACCGUUAUCACUCCGUUCCUGCGAUACACAGUGAACAUGGGCAUAAUACGCGUCUAGUCUCGUUUAAACGCUAAAAGAAGAGUUUCUCCUGACCUUGAACACGGAUUUUGUUUCUUACUGGAGUUACUGAAGAGCGAAAGACGUGUAAAAAUGAAGUACAAAAAUCUAAUGGCUAAAGCGCUUUACGACAAUGUCCCGGAAUCUCCAGAAGAGCUGGCGUUCCGGAAAGGCGACAUCCUGACCGUCAUCGAGCAGAACACUGGCGGUCUGGAGGGAUGGUGGCUCUGUUCGCUCCACGGCCGUCAGGGCAUCGCACCCGGCAACCGCCUCAAACUGCUUAUCGGACCAAUGUUUGAAGGACAGACGCCUGCAUCCCUCUCCCCUCCACAGGGUCACUCACCUCAAGGUGUGUACCAGGUGCCACCGUCCCACCAGAGCCCACAGGGACAGGGCAUCUACCAGAUCCCUCCAUCUCAAGAAGUGUACCAGGUUCCACAGAGAAGCGCACUGAAAGCUGAUGGGACUCCCAGCAAGGUGGUGACCCCAAUCCGUGUAGGGCAAACAUAUGCUUACAGUCCUGCGGCAGAUACAUCUCAUGACCUCUACGAUGUUCCUCCAGUUCGUCAACAGGGGGUGUACGAUAUUCCAGCGAGCAAACAAACUGGACCGCACGGCAUCUCCAGAGCCCAGGGCCUCUACGACACCCCCCCUUCCCAGGACCUGCGAUCAAAAGGACUGUAUGACAUACCACCAGCUUCACAAGGGGUGUACUCAACGCCACCUUACAAGAAUAACAUUGCACAAGACGAAGGGAGUUACGACUUUCCACAGCCUUCGAAGCACAAGCAAGAAGGUAUAUAUGACGUUCCACCACCGUCGCUCUCCAAAGGUUCCCCAUGCUCCAACUACGACUUCCCACCCAGCUCUGAACAGAUGUCCCGAAAGGGCAUGAACAACAGCGCUGGCAUCUACGACGUUCCCGCCAGCCAACUGGCCGCAGGUGGAUCUCAAGACUUGUACGAUAUUCCACGUGGAAUGCCGCAGAAUCGACACGCUUCUUCUGAAAGAGACAGAAAUAAAUCAGUUUACGAUAUUCCUCCAGGAGACGCUCGGUUACUCGGUGACGUGACUGAAGGCGUCAACCGCUUGUCGUUUUCCAGCACGGGAAGCACUCGCAGUAGUAUGUCGACUUCCUCUUCUUCCGCAGGAUCGCCCGCCGAGGCCCGGCUAACAUUGGAUCUAGACUCUGCGGUCCAGAGGUUAAGUCGUCUUCAGCAAGGUCUGGAUUCUUCAGUUUGUGUGCUGCAAACUCUUGCGGCAUCGCCUCACUGGCGAACGUACAGCUUCAUGGAGCGUCAUGCCAACGAGGUCCGUGUUUCAUUGGAGCGCGUCAAGUGUGCGCUCACAGAGUUUCUCGCAUUUGGCCGUGGAGCAGCUGCGAAUUGCACCACGUUGUCCGAUCCAGGUUUGCACUCCAAGUUGCGACGCCAGUUGCAACGUCUAGAAGAUUCCCAUCAGAUUCUUCAACAAACACACCAAACUUUAGAAAACAAUAGCUGGGCGCUUAAUAUACUAGUAACGGGUGCCAAGCAUCAGAACAAGACUGAUGAACUGGAACGUUUUGUAAUGGUGUCGCGGACAGUGCCUGAUGAUGCCAAGCAGCUGGCUUCAACAAUAGGGGGCAGUGCAGAGCUGCUUUUCCGAAGAGCACCAAUAGAGGGCAUCGUUCAUCCCUUUACUUGCACCCCAACGGAGGAUGACAGCUACGGAGCCAAGACCAAACCUUUCCCCGUAUCUCAGGACAAAGCAAACAUGAACAGAGAGAAGUGCGUUAAAAGCUGGAUGGAAGAUUAUGACUACGUCCACCUACAGGGAAAAGAUGAAUUUGAACGUCAACAGAAGGAACUUUUAGAGAAGGAGAACAUCACCAAACAAAGCAAAGUCCAACUCGAACAAGAACAGCUGAACCAGUUCAAACAGCUCGAACAGGAAGUGAUCAAACCUGUAGAGAAUGACAUCACCAAAUGGAUCUCCCACCAACAUUCAUCAGGCUCCUCAUCUUCAGACUCCUCCUCUAAUAUCUCCACGGGAGGCGGCGCUCCGAUGAGUUUGCGUGAUCGCCAACUGUUGGGCUUCUACGCGGACCAAUGCGAACAGCACUUUGUGACACUGUUGAAUGCGGUGGAUGCUUUUUUCGGCUGCGUAAAGGCUGGGCAACCUCCACGAAUCUUCGUUGCGCAUGGCAAGUUCGUCAUUCUGAGUGCCCACAAACUUGUGUUUAUCGGGGACACUCUGUCGAGACAAGCCUCGGCGGCUGAAGUGGCGAAUCGCGUCAUGAACUUAAGUAACAUGCUGUGUGAGAUGCUAAAGACAGUCGUGGGCGCCACCAAAAUAGCGGCCCUUCACUAUCCCAACACGGCCGCUGUGCAGGAAAUGGUAGAUCGCGUGACGGACCUCUCGCACUUGGCGCAACAAUUUAAAGUGCAGCUCUCGCAGAUGGCGGGAUUGUGAUGUCAUCAGCAUAAUGUCACUAACUUCUGAACAAAGACUGUCAUUUUAACAUAUAUAUUUAUACUCCUAUAGAUGCAUCACUGAAAGUUGUCUUUUGUAAAUAGUCCUGCUUUCUGUAAAUAUUUGGCUCUAUAUUUUGUGUAGAUUUGUUUUAUAUAAUAUUAAUAAUGCUAAUAAUAUUAACUGAAUAAAUAGAAAUGAUUGAGACUUGCAUUUGUAGAGUGACCGUUAACUUUCCUGAUCGUUUUGUGUAUUAGGCACCUUACAAGUUGUCCUUAACUGCUAAUUAUUGUGUAUUGCUGAACUCCAGAACCCCCAAAAUGGAAAUAGUUUGUUUUGAAAAUGUGCUGUAUUGUGUGACAAACUCUGCCGAGAGAACAAAGUAAAAUAUUUCUCUGUCUUUGCUAUAAAAAUUGUUUCACUUGUUUUUGUUUGAAUAUUGUGGUAGGGGAAUCUCACCAAAAAAAAAAAAAAAAAAAAAUGUGUUACAGGUCAUAUUUUACCCCCAAAUGAAAAAGAAAUCUUAUUUAGUUGAUGCUUACUUUAGUCAUUAAUAUUUUCUGCAUUGUGCCAUUUUUUAUUAUUUUUUACAAUUAAACACUGUUUGUAUUACUGUAAUGCAUAAAAAGGCAUUUUCAGUAAUGUAUUAUGACAAAAAUAAAUGUACAUAUACAACACAUAUAAAGUAUUUAUACAUCAUGGCAGUAUUUGUUUUACUACUUUUAUGCUUAUUAAAAAAAUAGUGAAUUACAGUAUUUUAUUACAGUAAAAAAAAAUCAAUUAACAUUUUAUUAAAAUGGCACAAUGCAAUAAAAAAAGAAUCUCAAUGCAGCUAAAAAUAAUUUUCUUCUCACAAAAUGUUCCUUUGCGUGGUGAAAUGUGACCCAAACAUGUUUCGGUGAGAUUCAUUUUGCUAUCGCAGCAAAGCUACCCAAGUAAACCAUGUUAAACGAACGUGAAAUCUGCCAGAAGCGAGGAAGAUGUUUUCCCAAGAGCUUUUACCCCUCCAUUAACAUAACUUAAUGUCCCACCGAUCCAUAAUUCCCAAAGUAUUAUCACAUGAUCCAAUUGGACAGAUAUAAUCUGAUAAAAAUAAAAAAAAACCUUAGAUGGAUGCGAGCGUCCCAAACCAUCUCUUUGGACCUUAGUGACUAAUACUUUCCAUUCCAGGCUGUAAUGAAAUGAGCAUGUAUCAUGGCUCAUGUGGGUUAGCGGCGAUGAUGAGGGGCCAUCCAAAGGGGAUUGAAGAGUAAUACGAGCACAGUCUGAACAGAGUGCCACACCAUAUUAUCAUGAACAUUAACCUGCUGGAACAUUCGGAGCACCACAUGUCUGCCCAAUCUAAUUUGGUAGGUUUUUUUUUUUGCCAUCAUUCGGGUAAUUUGGCUUUUUCUCAUCUAGCAAUGUUUUUAACAGAUGCACAUGAUGAUUUAGUGAUCAUGUGGCCUGCGGUGAGAUGAAGGACAUUAGUUCAUGCAGCAGGUGCGCUGCGGCUCUAUUCAACUGUGCACCAGUUUCACCAACCAUUACCAGUGGCUAAUGGGCACAUUUUUUGAUGGAUCAUUCCCUGCACACUGCAGGCACAUAAUACAGACAUGUGUUAUACGGCAGAAUUAUAUUGUGUGUGUAUUUUUUUUUCUUUUUUUACAUAAGAAAUAAUCUAUAUUGUGUACAAGAUAAUAUAGUUUGCAACUGUUGCAUGUUGUUGAUUACCACUAACAAUAAUCCCAAUGUGUCCCAUAGUUCAUGCAACUGUAGGUUUGUAUUAAUACUCUUACAAAUGAACAAACUGCUGUAAUUGUCCAUUUAAUCAACACUCAGAGUUAAAAGACACAGAGAUGAACUGCAAAACGUCUUCAAACACCACAUAAAUCAUCUUGCAUUUACAUUUCACAUGCCAUCGGUCAUUCUUUUGUGCUUCUAUCUAGAACAUUCUCCCUCUUUUAGGCUUGGUAACAAAAGCAACGAAUCUCGCUGGGAACCAAGCAAUCUCUGUGAAACCAUCAGCAUCCACUGACUGGCAUUUACUCAUAAUUAACGAUUUAAACAUUUUCCGCAUUCAGGACUAAGUUCUCCUCGGGGAAAGAAAGAGAAAGCCUUUUUAAAAAAAGAAAAAAGUUCAUUAAACAUGUUGAUAGAGCGGUAAAUUCUUACCAUCGCUCUCUCCAGACCCUUUCCUAGUGAUUUAUCUCCCCCUUGUAAUGGCAUCAGGGGGAGUUCUGCGGUCUUGGAUGUGUCUUGAGUUGGAUCUGCACUGAAUUAAAGAGCCUGAGGAGGGAGGGAUGAGUUAGUUAUCCAAUCCCUGCUUCACAGCUCACACUAAAUAAGUCUACCAACUAGAUUCACCUCGACAAGUGAACUUAAUAGAGAUGACAUAUUUCAUUAAGUAUUCAGGGAGCUCAAAAAGCACAAACAUCAUUUGCAACUUGCAAAAUCCAAAAUGUGACAACAGGAAAACAAAAUAGUUCCUAUUGAUUUUUAAAAAACUCCUGCUGUGUCAAUUUGACCCAGACACACUUUUCAAUCUGCUUAAAACACUGGUUAACUAUUUAUUUCUUAAAUACGUCUCUUUUAGGGUCACGAAUGUGCAUGCAAAGUUUGACACAUGGAAAAGCUUUAGAAACACACUGUUUUUGUGUUGAUUUUCAUGCAACUUGCUAAAAAUCAACACUUUGAGGAACAGGAAAGAGUCAUACAAAAACAACUUGUCAAACACUUAAAAUACUCAAAGUUGACUCCACAUUGAGACUGCUCUUCUGAAUCACCCAUGAACAACAACAAAAAAAUCAGUUUUUGUCUAAUUGAGUUUCACGUCUGUCAAAGGUUAUGUUUUUUGGUUGUUUUUGUUUAUUAGCUCAAUUACUAGACUGUUGCAGCACUGAAAAGAAGUGUGAAAAACCAAUUUAACCCUUCCCAGGGCUGAAGAACCAGACGGAAUAAAAAGACGGAGGAGGUACAAAUAACAAUAAAUGUAUGGCCUAAAUACAUAAAACAGUUAAUUUGAAACAUAUGUUAGUCAGAGUAACCCCUAACUUGAAUAUUUGCACUCUGAAGCAUUCAUUCCAAACACCUUGCAUAACUUUUACUGAUGUUGACAUGCAACAGCAGAAAGGUCCGUUACACUGCAGAAUAUGUUUGUUGUGUCUCAAACAAUGGCACCACAUGUUUGCAGAGAUGAUGUUGUAACCCUGAUGCAGAAAAGCAAGACUGAAGAGAAGGGGGGAAGAGAACUGGAAGAUCUGACCUGUGAAUACAGUGGCGACCAGAGCAGCGCUGGCGAUGUCAUUUCCGUGGCUGACCACAACCAUUUCCUGUGAAGUAUUCUAAGGCCUCAAAAUUACAGCUUCUGUGCACAGCAAAGUCUCUCUUACCUCUUUCAUUUCGUAAAAGCUGCAUAUAUUUUAAUAGAUUUUAAAACGUUGUGGACUGACAAAGGGGUACCUCACUUUAAAAAUAUAUUGUUUAAAAAUAUAACCAAAAGUGCAAUUAUAAAUCAUUCAUACAUAUUAAUUAAUUAAUACCGCCCAAGCAAAUCUCUAUAAAUGUUUAGGCCUAAAUAAAAUACCCUGUACAGUAAUCACAAACGACUCUGAUUGGUCGAUUAUUAUCAGCGCUGGGAAAAGUCAGAGGUAUGAUGUGACAAUGAUGUUAAUCUGACUCUUCCGUAGAUGUACGGAUAUUAUUUUAUACCCGGGAAAUGACAGUAAUUAAAGUUAAUAACAAUAUAUAACGUUAGUCUUAAAAUACAGGUUAAAAUCGGAAAAUUAUUGUUUAGACUCAAGGCAGCCUCUGAGCUUUGCCUUUUUCAUGAGCAGCACGUGCACAAAAGAAAGUAAGAGUACUAUUGCAUUUCUUAAUAACACUUAAUGUGACAUUAAAGUAUUUUAUUAAUAAAUCUAUCUGUCUAUCUAUCUAUCUAUCUGUCUAUCUAUCUAUCUAUCUAUCUAUCAUCACGUCUUCGGUUUCUAGUGUUAUUUUAUUCGCAUUUACUGCCACCUGGUGGACUUUUUUGUAGUGCACAAGUGUUAUCCAUUUUAAGUUCUAAUUUAGAAGCAGUUGUUGUUAUUGUUAAAGUAGUUGAAGCUCACAACUUUGAGGCCCUGCUGUGUGAUUUUAUUCGCCUUUUACUGCCACCUUGUGGACAUUUUCAAUGGAGAAGAAAAGUUUGCUGACGCAGAAAAAGGUGAUUAGGGUGCUUUUGCAUUUGUUAAUAAAUAAUAAUAAUAAUGCUAUUUACUUAAAAUUAAUGCAAUAUGGUAUUAAAUUAUGACACACCAUUAAUAAAAGACAAAAGCAGGCCUUACUUAUACUAUAAUAGGGUUUUAAUGUCAACACACCUACUUAUAUGUUAAAAUAUGCAGUAAAUAUUAAUUCUGUUUCUCUCUCUCUCUCUCUGAUUAAAGACAGUCAGUUUUACGCUUUACUGUGUUACUGUAUUCGCAUUUUACUGCCAUCCAGAGGAAAUGAUUUGUACUACAGCAAAAUCACUACAGUCGUACCAGGUAAAUAAAUUCGUGUGGCCACCAAACCCAAGUGUUUUAUGAGUAAGUACUGAUUACUGAAGUACAAAACAAUACCUGAGAAAAGAACAGCAAUAAGCCUCCUGAGACUAUCAGAGUUACGUUUUAAAAGUAUAAUUAAAAUAAUCAUUAAAAAUGUGCACUGAAGUCAGAGUCCACAUAAACAACUCAAAUGUUUUAUGAAAUAUAUUUAUUAUGAAGGGAAAACAUCUACUGUCAUAAAAGGGACCAAAAAAAAGACAGAAAAAGACCAUGUGACCGUCUACACUGGUGAUCAUUUCUACAGA
Molecule: messenger RNA, 7376 nt
Organism: Carassius auratus (goldfish)
Lineage: Eukaryota; Metazoa; Chordata; Actinopteri; Cypriniformes; Cyprinidae
Product: enhancer of filamentation 1-like
Exons: 7
Coding region: 209-2569 (786 amino acids)
Biological process (GO): cell surface receptor protein tyrosine kinase signaling pathway; cell migration
Cellular component (GO): plasma membrane; cytoplasm
Molecular function (GO): protein binding
Source: RefSeq, a predicted model, not a curated record